Anopheles nili is the source of this 2720-nucleotide messenger RNA. RefSeq names its product WD and tetratricopeptide repeats protein 1 (gene adp). Gene Ontology annotation, cellular component: cytoplasm; Cul4-RING E3 ubiquitin ligase complex. NCBI's taxonomy places the organism in Eukaryota, Metazoa, Arthropoda, Insecta, Diptera, Culicidae. The coding region runs from base 1 to 1950 and encodes 649 amino acids. Gene Ontology annotation, biological process: negative regulation of fatty acid biosynthetic process. The record is from RefSeq and is a predicted model, not a curated record. Gene Ontology annotation, molecular function: protein binding. The transcript has 8 exons.
AUGAGUAGAAGAUCGAAGCAACCGUACGGGAAUACAACGAAUGUGGCAAAAAUACUGACCGACCGGUUGCACUGGGAUGCGGAACACGUCCUCCGGAACCGGCUCCGGACGGCGCCACAGUUCGUGGAUAGCAUCGAGCUGGAGGCGGAGCUGCAGGGCCACAAUGGGUGCGUGAAUUGCCUGCAGUGGAGUGAUAACGGGCGCAUCCUGGCGUCGGCCUCGGACGAUUUCCAUGUCAUGCUGUGGGAUCCGUUCCGGCACAAAUUGCUCCACGAUCUGCAGACGCCGCAUGAUGGGAACAUUUUCUCCGUAAAGUUCCUACCGAAUCGAGGUAACUCUCUGCUGGCCACCGGUGCCGGGGAUUGCAAGAUGUUCGUGUUUGACGUGAACCGCCAGAAUGACCACCCGAUUCGGAAGUGCACGUGCCACACGCAUCGCGUCAAACGGUUGGCCACUUCGCCACGCCACUCGCACGUCUUCUGGUCGGCGGCCGAGGAUGGUGUGGUGCUGCAGCACGACAUGCGCCAGCACCACGUGUGCCAGGGACAGGAUGCGAACGUGCUGAUCGACCUGCGGAACCACGUCUACAUCAUGCCGGAGGUGAAGUGCAUCGCCGUGAAUCCUUUGCGCCCCGAACAGCUCGCUAUCGGGGCCAACGAUAUCUACACGCGCCUGUACGACCGUCGCAUGAUUUCGCUGGGCAAGCUCGGAGCGAACGUGGAUGUGAUCAACGAUACCGCUACGCUGACGAACGUGACGGACAGCAUCCCGAAGGAUGGCUGCGUGAAGUACUUUUGCCCGGGGCAUCUGGGAAACAAGCACAGGAGCAUCACCGGCACGUUCCACAACAAAACGGUUACUUACCUCACGUUCAGCCCGGACGGUACGGAGCUGCUUACGAACAUGGGUUCGGAUCACAUAUAUCUGUACGAUAUCAAUCGUCCUGCCAAUCCGCUGUUCCUGGAGCUACCGAAGCUCCCCAUCCCGGACGACGGCAGUGCAAACGAGAGCGGUUGUGGUGAGGGCGGUAUCCCUGCAGGUGUUGGGGCCCCCAGCGUGGAGAAAACGAAACACAAGUUCCCGCCGGAUGUGGAGCAGCUAAAGAAGGAGGGCAACGCGUUCCUGGAGAAAGAUCUGUUUCUGCAAGCGAUCAACAAGUACACGCUGGCGAUCCAGAAAACCAACAGCAAGGACUGCGCCGUACUUUACCUCAACCGGGCAACGGCCCUGAUGAAACGCAACUGGUUUGGCGACGUGUACGCUGCUAUCCGCGAUUGCCACACGGCGCUGCGAUUGGAUCCACACUACGUGAAGGCGCAUUUCCGUCUGGCACGUGCCCUGCUCAAGCUGGACCAGCUGAAGGAGGCCCAGAUAUGCCUGGAGGAGCUGAUUCGACGAUUUCCCUCGUAUGCCAAGAACCCGGGUGUGCUAAUGCUGGAAAAAGACAUCGGGCUCGAGCUGGACAAGCGGCUUCGAUCAAGCUAUGGCCGGCACUCUGAGGGCGACAAUGAGGUGUUUUCGGACAAUGAAAAGCACUGGCGUUCGAUGGCGAUGGAUUACAGCCAACGCUACAUUGGCCACUGGAACACGAAGACGGACAUCAAAGAGGCGAAUUAUUUCGGUGACGCGAACUACAUCGUGGCCGGCUCGGACGAUGGCAACUUCUACAUCUGGAACCGGCACACUGGAAUCAUCCAUUCGGCCUACCGCGCAGACGAAAUGAUCGUUAAUUGCGUCCAGCCGCAUCCGUACGUCUGUCUCGUGGCAACAAGCGGUAUCGACCACGAGGUGCGCCUGUGGACGCCAGAGUCGCUGGCAACACCCCGCGAACAGAGAACGUCGCAUCGGCUGAAAUCUCUGCACUCCCUCGUCCAGGACAAUCAGGCGCGCAUACAGCUGGAUCCGUUCGAUUCGAUCCCACCGAAUCAGGCAAUAUGUCGUGCCAGUUAGCUUCUGGUGCAACUGAUCGGCAGUAUAAUACAUGUGAUUAAAGCUAGCAUUAACAAAUUAUUCGCAAAAGUGCGGCUCCCAUAGCCGUGUGCCACCCUUCUUCCUUUAUCCACAAUAUGGGAAACCUAAAACACUCGAAAGGAUCGAAAAACUCAGAAGAAGAAAUUAACGGUACGUCGAACGGAGUUAGUUCGUCCGACUGACGAUUUCAACACAUCUUCCACCCAGAUUGCGCGGUGAAACGGAAGUCCUGACACGUGAGCCUAUGUGCCGGGAUGCGCCUAUCUUAUGCGCGAUCCGGAUUCCGGUGCGUCCAGCCCGGUGCAUCUGGCAGCUCCGGUGGCGAUUAGAAUUGUGAAUUGUAGAAUUAAGAAUCUGUGCUGCGUUCCCCUAGAAUGGGCCACCACGAAUCGAGCGAAUUUAGUUACAAAAUUACCUUUCACUUAGACGGCACGCAGGCUAGUGCUAAUCUUUCGGGACAUUUAAGAGUGAAAUUAUGGCCGAAGAAAAAAACGAACUCUGAAAUGCGAUACUAUUCGAUAUGUACCCUUAGGAUUCACUUGUGUUUCUUUUUUUUUUUUUGCUACGAGUUCGACUUAUUUCGAGAAUUCACCUAUUACGAGGACUUCUUUGCACAAAACCUAAGAAGCUUAGGGAUCAUACUCUUUUUCUUCAUUCAAGCGCAAAGAAGAACUUUUAUUUAUAAUCCACCUGUUGACCCGGCUAAGGAAUUAGUUUGUCGGUGAGAAACAAAAUUUUGUAUAUGUUUG